Messenger RNA from Anolis carolinensis (green anole), 3977 nucleotides. RefSeq names its product cilia and flagella associated protein 70 (gene cfap70). Gene Ontology annotation, cellular component: extracellular exosome; motile cilium. Gene Ontology annotation, biological process: cilium assembly; cilium movement. Lineage: Eukaryota; Metazoa; Chordata; Lepidosauria; Squamata; Anolidae. The coding region runs from base 132 to 3488 and encodes 1118 amino acids. The transcript is spliced from 28 exons. The record is from RefSeq and is a predicted model, not a curated record. Gene Ontology annotation, molecular function: protein binding.
CGAGACUUCCGGCGAGAGGACGCUCUAGAAGUCUCCAUGGCAACGGGAGACGCAGAGGUGAGGCCUGCUCUUCCAGGCUCCGUCCGUCCAGACCAGCUGUCUCGCUUCAGCAGCUGAAUCCCAGCCUCACCAUGGCUGCGUCGGCUUCUUUUCACCACACGGAUCUUCUUGUAAAUGUUGCCAAACCUGUGAGCAUCGUGGUGCUGGAGGCACGGGACUUGAAAGGCAUCAAAGGCGAUAGCCCCGUCACCUAUGUGCGCGUUGAGUACAAUGGCGUUGUCCUUGGCGACUCCUCAAAAAUGGAAGCAUCAUUAGAAGGAAAUGUGAAAUAUAACUAUAGGGCCAACUUUGACUGCCAUCCCGAUGGACCACACACCCUGGAUGACGUUGCACACAAACCCGUGCUCUUGACUGUGAUUGAAGUCUUACCAAAGGAGAAAAAGCAGAAAGAAGAGAAAACGGCGACUCUCGGUCAGGCUGUGCUGGACCUUUUGCCUCUCCUGGAAGGUUUGUGUUUUUUCAGUUCAACGCUUCAGGUGCACCCUCUGCCAGGCUCUCCCCUGGAAACCCUGAGACCAGAUGCCAAGUGUGCCAUUGACGUCUCGGUGUCCGUCCAGGAGAGCCUUCUCUCUCCAACGCAGCUGUUGGAGGGCAACCUUCUCAGAGUGACCGUGGAAGCGGCUUAUGCGGUCCCCGAAGCCUUUGUCCCCACGGGGCCUCCACAAAACUAUAUGGUUGGCUUCCAAGUGCCGGCUGUCGGUGAGAAAGAAUGCCCUUUCAUGUUCAAGAACGGGACCCUGAAGCUUGGGGGUGAGAGGGAGCCAGUUCCCCGGCCAAAGAAGUGGCCAGUGGUCAACAUCUUGGCCCCAGGAGGACAGAACAUCCCGGACUCCUUUAUCGUUGGCGGACCGUACGAGGAGGAGGACGGAGAGUUGACGACGGCUGAGGAAAGGGAAAUCAGGAUUCAGGGAGAAAUUAUUAAAAAACGGAUUGUGUGGGAUUUGGAACGGCGCUGCUACUUAGAUCCUGCAGCUGUGCUCUGCUUGCAAAAACGGAUUGCCGAUUCCCGGUACUGGCCGGUGGAGAUGACCAGAGUGCCGCUUGUCGCUUCCACUAAAGGAAAAACUGGGAAAGGAGACAAGGGAGGAGGAGGAGGAGUUGCUGGCACAGUGGAGGAGGAGGCCAUUUCUUUCCACGGCGUGGCUUUCGUCAACUUGGUGCCUUUGCUGUAUCCCGGGGUGAAGCGGAUUCGGGGAGCGUUCCGAGUCACAGCCUAUCACGACAGCGAAGUGUUUGAAAAGACCAAGGUUCUCUUCAGCCUUUUCCGCGACAUCGGCCCCCAGGGGACCAUUGCUAAAUUGGGAAUGAUGGGCUUGCUUGCUCCACAUACCAAAAAUUUGCCCGGGAAGAACACAAAGGAGGAUAAGCCUAAAGAAUCCAUUUUAAGAAAGCCGUCGAUGGUCGCAAGGAAGGAUACCUCGGACAUCACAAUAGAUGGAGCCCCGUCUGCUGUACAGAAUUUGGAAGGGCAGCAAUAUGUCGAAAGCGGGACAUUUCUGGUGAUAGAGUUUGCGUUGGACAAGCCGUUGGUGCCCAAGCGUUUGCCAGAGGAGCUGGCCAGCCGGGUGAGAGAGAUGAUUCCUCCGCGUCCCCAACUCCCUCGAAAGACUGCAGGAGCCAAGAAGGCAGUGGAGGAUUACCAUACCCAGAUCACCAGCAUUGCUGACUCUAUUCUGGACGAAUACCACGAGCUGUUUGGGAGAUCGUUGGCCGAAGGGCUGGUCGUUGACAGCCAGGUUUUGGAAGACCAGAAGUGCCAGCUUAACUACGAGCUCAACAGCUCUGGGAAAUACUUUGCUUUCAAGGAGCAACUCAAGCAUGCGGUUGUGAAAAUCGUGCGAGAGAAGUACUUGAAAACAAAUGCAUUCGACAGCCUGGACCAGCUCCAAGCUUUCCUGAGUGAAUUGUAUGUGUACCUAGUGGAUCAGAUGCACGUGGCUUUGAAUCAGAUGCUGUCCCAUCAGAGCCAAAGCCCUCCUCCUCCCGUCUUCACCACCUCCGAUCAGCUCCGGCUCUUUGCCCGCGAAGCCCAAAUGAAUGGAGACUUUGCCUUGGCAUCAAUUUACUACCAGGAGAGACUGGCCCGUGACCGUCAAGAUAUUGGAAGCUGGCUGGAUUACGGUUCUUUCUGCCUGUUGACCGAAGACAUACUCAAGGCCCAGGAAUGCUUCUACGAAGCCCUUGCGCUGGAUGCCAAUCACCUACCCAGCUUGCUGCUGUGCGGCAUCGUGGCCGUGAUGCUUGAGAAGGAUGAAGAUGCCGAGGUCUACUUUGAAGACGCCACUUGCAUUGAGCCCUCCAGCAUUCUGGCCUGGACGAUCUUAGGGCUGUUCUAUGACAUGCAGGGGAACACCAUCCGGGUGGAGAUGGCCUUCCAUGAGGCUUCCAAACUGCAGAAAGCCCACUUGGCCAAGGAGAGGCCGCCCCCCGAAAGUGUCGAUGGUGGAGGACGGAAGCCCCCUGCGUCGAGACUGGGGUCUAUGAUACCAACCGGAGAGGAACUGGUUUCUGAAGAAACUCUAGAGACCUCCAUAAAAACCCAGGUUGAUUUGUUGGAGCCCACCUUGACCCUUUCUCUCCCAGAAGAGGAACAAGUGCCGGUCCCGAUGCCAAAGUCGUCAAAAAGGCUGUCAGUCAUCCCUAGUAAACUCAAGAUGGGCAUUCCGAAAGAAGGAGCCAAAUCUGUUGUGGUGACGUUUGGAGCAGAAGUGGCACCAGUGGUUCCUUUGGUGCCCACCAUCACGAUCUUCAUGGAGGCAGCCGUCUUUUUGCUGGAGGCCAAUGCCCUCCAGUUUGUCCACAGGGCUUUGGCUCACGAACUGCUCUGCCCGCACGGAGGCCCCAGCUGCGACUACUACCUGGUGCUGGCCCAGACGUACCUGCACAAGGCGGAGUACGGCAAGAUGGAGGAGUGCCUCGAAUUGGCCCUCCAGAUCGAUUACCUGAAUCCAAAUAUUUGGGCCCAGAAAGGGCACCUCUCUUUCCUGACGGGGAAUACCAGUGAAGCAAAGGACUGCUAUGAGCGAACCAUCAGUUUUGUGACAGAUGCCAAAGAUAUGCAUUUUGUAUACCUGAGACUAGGUUCUAUCUAUCUGGAAGAGAAGGAGUAUGACAAGGCAAAGAACAUCUACCUGGUGGCCAGCAAGAAAUCGCCGUCCUGUCUUACGUGGCUGGGAGUGGGCAUUGCCUGCUAUCGGCUCAAAGAGUUUGUGGAGGCAGAAGAUGCCCUCUCUGAAGCCAAUGCCCUCAACAACAACAAUGCUGAAGUGUGGGCAUAUCUGGCUCUGGUCUGCAUGCAGGGUGGAAGGCAGCUGGAGGCGGAACAAUCUUAUAAAUAUGCUGUCAAGCUGGAACUGGCCAAUGAGUUGUUGCUCCAGGAGAUCAAAAUGGUGCAGCAGGAGGUGGGCUUCGGUGAUCCCUCCUUCUGAACAACCCACUUGCCCAUCGCCAUGCCUUGAAUUAUUCAUCCAGUCCAUUAUUAUAUAUGCAAGACAAGGCUUCCAGAUGGCAGAUUUCUCAGCAACUUUGAUGGAGAAUAUCUCAGAAGAAACGUUUUCUUCCUCGGGGCAACCGAAGGCUCGUAACAAAGAUCUAGCGGCGAUUCCUUGUUCUCUAAUAGAAGCGACAACUGGAGAACAAGGCCAAGAAGCUCCAUUCUAGGAAUUAGGGGCCUCUAAAUGAUGUUCAUGAGAUCCAUAUCCACCAAUUUGGGAAGUGGAGUGAUUUAUGGUAGUGUCCAUUUAGUAGAAGGUAGAAUACAUUGGUGGCCCUCCAUGGUUAAGUGUCAUUCUCCGUUCUUCGCGGCUCAUCGAUGAAGCAGCAAGAGCAACACUGUAUUGUUUAAAGACAACAACCUCGACGUCUUUCCAAAGCCGAAAUUAGUUUUGAAUUAAAACAAACAAUAUUGAUUUAUAAAA